Molecule: messenger RNA, 1651 nt
Organism: Seminavis robusta
Lineage: Eukaryota; Bacillariophyta; Bacillariophyceae; Naviculales; Naviculaceae
Source: the annotation of a GenBank genome assembly
CCCAAGACUGACCACGAAGCAGUCCCGCACAGAGACAGCUCGGCACUUUGCAUGCCUCCAAGCUCUUGGACCUCGGACCACCUACCAUCGGAAGUAAAGGCACUCUGGUGUGUUUCUCACUAGUCCCAUGGUUGUUGCUGGUAGGUAGGUAGGCAGGAAGAGCUGAUCAGAUAGCUACAUGGACGAAAAGGGUUGCCUGAAGAAUGGAUGACAGCAGCAGUAAAGGUGCUGCAAAGUCCGUGCUUUCCCACGCCAAGAAAUCGAUAAAGAAGAAGCUGUACCAUCUAACUGGAUGGGACAGUGAGUUGGGACCUCCAGAACCCGAUCCCGAGUUGUUUGCUCUGAUCAACUACCAACCGUGGAAUAUCGAAGACCGUCAACGUUACAAUGACAAAGCCGUAUACCGUCAUGUCCAAGAGAAUCCUCGUUCGGUACAAGUAGAAUACGAAUUUCGCAACGCCAACGGUAGAGGGCUUAUCCGUUCAUUUCCCUUGAAUCGCAUCAUUGCUUUAGGGGCUUCCAUGCGCACAGUAGAAACCGUGUACAAUGCACACCCUCCUGCCAUGGUCGCGACGACGGAAUUCAAGUCCACUCCGUUGCAUGCGGCGUGUUCCUAUGCCGCUUCCUUGGAUGUCAUUGAAUUUAUUCUACAACACAAUCCCGACGCCAUUCGACAAACCACCAAACACGUAUUCCUCCCCAUUCACAAUGCCUGUCAAGCCACCAUUCCACAAUCCACCACAUUGCCCGUCAUGCAGCGCUUAGUACAAGCCUUUCCCGAGUCCUUGUCUCGUAUUCAUAAAUUGGGAGAGACACCUCUGAAAAUGGUACAACGCAAUCCACACAGUCGACCCGAAAUUGUGGAGUAUUUGGAACACGAGACCGCCAACCAUUUGACGGCAGCCAAGAGCUCGUCGGUGGCGUCGUCGUCGUCCUCCUCUUCAGACCAAUUCACCAGCUCCACGACGGAAUAUUCCGUCAAGACGGUAUAAUGGAAGGAAUCGAAUCAUAAGAUCGCGAAGCAUCGAAUCGCUCAACCAGGCUUUGACGAACAAUUGCGGAGGGGGGCCUUGCAAUAUUUUGACAAUGCUCAUCAAAAACCAUGUCCCGGCAAUCCACGCGAGAACUUGUAGUAAAACAAGUUUUGGGGCACGAGAAGGCAUGUAAUAUCUCUGUGUUGGUGCGCGGAAGGCGCCAACAAUAUCUCGGCGUCGUGGGUCACUUUGUGUGUAUCUCUUUUUGGUUACAAAGCAGAUCCCAGCCAUUUCGACAGAGGACCGCAUCCAUUCUCUUUUUUCGAAGAACCAAGCACAACUCGCUGGAAGCCGCAGGGGAUUUGAUUCUACUUACUUAUUUAAUUUGGCGAGAGUUAGUUGUGUGGCAGGAUCAUUCGACUGAUCAUGGGAGUUUUGCUCAACGUUGUCCCACUCCAUUAUUAUUGUGUCCAAACCACGGGUCCCACCACCAAUGCCGUGGUCGGAUCACUCCACAAGAUUCUAGCUAGGGGCAGGUAUCUCAUUAUUUUUGACAGCAAGAUCACGCAACAAACAUGGCUCUUUAUCUGUGUUGUUGCCUUUGUAGCGUUGGAGCUGGUUAUUUGUACCUCAAAUAUCAUAAAGCCACUGGGAAUUAAUUUUCUCCUGCAUGUAUG